This is a messenger RNA of Molossus molossus (Pallas's mastiff bat), 1351 nucleotides long. It is a transcript of the gene SPP1, whose product is annotated as secreted phosphoprotein 1. Gene Ontology annotation, biological process: positive regulation of bone resorption; osteoblast differentiation; cell adhesion. The transcript has 7 exons. The record is from RefSeq and is a predicted model, not a curated record. The coding region runs from base 84 to 1010 and encodes 308 amino acids. Gene Ontology annotation, molecular function: extracellular matrix binding. Lineage: Eukaryota; Metazoa; Chordata; Mammalia; Chiroptera; Molossidae.
UGCAGCACCAUCUGGGACUGGACUCUCUUCUCAAGCCAGCAGCGCCUUCUCAGCCAGCAGCAGACCAAGGAAAAAUCACUACCAUGAGAAUUGCAGUGAUUUGCUUCUGCCUCUUGGGCAUCACCUAUGCCCUUCCAGUUAAACCUGCUGACUCCGGCAGUUCUGAGGAAAGGCAGCUUUACAACAAAUACCCAGAUGCUGUAGCCACAUGGCUAAAGCCUGACCCAUCUCAGAAGCAGAAUCUCCUAGCACCACAGAUUACUGUAUCCUCUGAAGAAAGUGACGACUUAAAGCAAGAGACCCUCCCAAGUCAGUCCAAUGAAAGCCAUGACCACACAGACGAUGUGGAUGAUGACGAUGACGAAGACCACGUGAAUAGCCAGGACUCCAUGGACUCAAAUGACUCAGAUGACGCUGAUCACACUGAUGACCCUGACAAUUCUGAUGAGUCUCACCACUCUGAUGAAUCUGAUGAACUGGUCACUGAUUUUCCCACUGACUUCCCCACUGACUUUCCCGGAACCCCUGUUGUCACUCCAGCUGUCCCCACAAGGGACAUAUAUGAUGGCAGAGGUGAUAGUGUGGCUUAUGGAUUGAGGUCAAAAUCUAAGAAGUUCCACAGAUCUGUAGUCCAGUAUCCUGAUGCUACAGAGGAGGACCUUACGUCACACAUGGAAAGCGAUGAGGUGGAUGAUGCACACAAGGCUGUCCUUGUUGCCCAGGGCCUGCCCGUGGCUUCUGAUUGGGACAGCCGUGGGAAAGACAGCCAGGAAACAACUCUACUGGAUGACCACAGUGUGGAAACCCACAGCUACGAGCAUUCCAAAGAAUAUAAGCUGAAGGCAAUUGAUGAGAGCAAUGAGCCUUCUGAUGGUAUUGAUAGUCGGGAAGAUUCCAAAGUCAGCCAUGAAGACAAGCGAGUCUUAGACCCUAAGAGUGAGGAACAAGAUAAACACCUGAAAUUCCGCAUUUCUCAUGAAUUAGAAAGUGCAUCAUCUGAGGUCAAUUAAAAAAAGAAAAACAAAAUUUCUUGCUUUUAGUUAAAAGGAAGAAAAUACGUUAAAGUGAGGUGGAGAGAAUAUGAAAUGCUUAUUUCUCAGCUUUCUUGGUGAAUGUAUAUGUAUGUGGAUCUGGAAAUAGAUAAUGUUUUUAUCAAUAGUUUAGUGUGUGGCUUCAUGUAACAACUUUAUAAACUAAAAGCUUCAGGGUUUAGUCUAUGUUCUUUCCAUAUAAGAAAUGCAAACUAACACUGUUUUUAAUGUUUGCUAUUCUUUUAUGAAUGGAAAUUUAUGUAGAAGCAAACAAAAUACUUUUUGCAGAAGUAACAAAAUACUUGUACACGAUUAUAGGA